GCCGUCGUAAGCGGAGGCCUCGAACGGCAAACGGUUUUCCGGUUCGCGCGACGGAAGUGACGCAAAUUUGGCGCGCCGCAGCGCCCAUCGAGGAACCCAGGUCACUAUGAACCGGGUCCUCAGUGUGCCCGCGGCAAGGGCCGUUCGGGUGCUGAGGCCAGCGCGCAGGGCUUCCGGAAGCCUGCCUUCGCCUCCCGGUACCCGGGCUCGCGCCCAGCCCACGGCCCGGGGCGAGGAGGAGGACGACCUCAAUCGUGCCGUUCACUUUUCCUCCAGCAGAGCCAGCCCGUCCUGCUGGAGAGUGGAGCGUUCCCUGGGAAGGGAGCAGCGGAGACCCUGGUGGAGGGUCCUGCCCUGCAGCCUGGCCCUCCUGGUUCUGGUCGUCUGGUGCUUCCUUAGGCGGGAGACCGGCGCGGAUCACUGGCUGAGACAGGUGUUGGAGGAACAGGAGCCGGAGCCCAGCGAUCGUUCUGAGGCUCACGGAACUCCGGCCGCCGCCAGGACGAGAGCUUAGUGCGGCGCCCGCGGCGCUUAGCGAGGGAACAGACAUCCGUCCGUAGGCUUCGACGUCGCGUUUGACCGUUUCUGUCCUACGUAGACGCGUCCCCGGACUGACGGACUUGGGUGGCGCGCCUGGCCGCGCUGACCCUCGUGGAAGCAGAGCAGAAUGCCAGCAGAUCGCAGCCGGCUCCUUGCCUGAUAGUCGAUGCCCAGCGAAUACGUGCAAACGAUUUCAGAUCCAUAGGAAAGGUGUCGGUUGCAGCGUGUGCUUUUGGAUUUGUGGUCUUUGUACAGCGUUGCCAUGUUUUCGAAGCAGUUCUGGUGAUACCUGUAAUCCAGUGUAAACCAGUUUGCAGCUCAUUCGCUUUCUGACACAGAGUAACCGGCAGAAGAGUUAUUAACCUUUUUCUUUUAGAAUGUACUGUGAUGGGUAUAAAUUUACAAAUUAACAAAUCGACAAUAAGUCUUAAUUUGGUAAUGUGAAAUUAAGCCAAGCGCCCCCCACACCGUCCCGCGCCCCAUUUUUUGUUUUUGCAUCUCAUUAAAAAAGGGAGCCUUUUAAGUCCUCUAUCAAUUCUUUUGUUUACCUUUUUUUCCAGAAUAGGAACUGAGGAAAUAAAUCUAUAUGAAUUGUGGAA
Manis pentadactyla (Chinese pangolin) is the source of this 1139-nucleotide messenger RNA. RefSeq names its product ubiquinol-cytochrome-c reductase complex assembly factor 4. The transcript has 2 exons. The record is from RefSeq and is a predicted model, not a curated record. Lineage: Eukaryota; Metazoa; Chordata; Mammalia; Pholidota; Manidae. Bases 107 to 514 code for a protein of 135 amino acids.